AUGCAGCAGCAGCAUCAUCAUCAUCAUCAUAAUCAUCAGAAUUGGAACGCCUACGUCCAUCCGAUGCAUAAUGAUAUCAUGAGAAUUGAGCAUAGUAUGAAUGCGGAAGCCUCGUUUGCCGCUCGAUUCAAUUCGCCGAGCUCGUCGAGCAUUCCAUCAACGAGCAAAUCGUAUUCUAGCGACUCUCUCGAUAUCAUGUACCAGCCGCAACAGCAACCGCACGCGCAACCGCAAUCGUCGCACGUCCACCAACAUCUUGGCGCUCAUCAUCCGCCGCCGACGCCUAGUAUGGUCUAUCCGCCGUAUCAGAAUUUUUACACGUGCUAUGAGCAGAUGACAAUGGGCGAUCAGGAGAAGAAGAAAUUGGAAAGAAAACGAGCCAGGAAUCGGCAAGCAGCAAGCAAGUGCCGUCAGAAAAAAAUGGAUCGUAUAAAGGAACUUGAAGACAUGGUUAAUUAUGAAAAGCAGCGUGCCGCCCGUCUUGAUGUCGAGUACGAACAAUUGCAGAAUGCCCUCAACAGCCUUCACGAGAUUAUAAAGAAACAUUCUGGAUUUGGAUGCGCCACACACGGAAUCGUCUAA
Messenger RNA from Caenorhabditis bovis, 582 nucleotides. The record is from the annotation of a GenBank genome assembly. NCBI's taxonomy places the organism in Eukaryota, Metazoa, Nematoda, Chromadorea, Rhabditida, Rhabditidae.